Messenger RNA from Paramecium octaurelia, 929 nucleotides. The record is from the annotation of a GenBank genome assembly. NCBI's taxonomy places the organism in Eukaryota, Ciliophora, Oligohymenophorea, Peniculida, Parameciidae.
UUUUUAUUGUUAAUUAUUAAUGUCUGCAUCAAAGAUCUUUUAUUCACCAUCACGCUCGAAUGUUAAUGUUUCAAAUGUGUAACCAUAUGCCGGAGACAGAGCACUUUCACCUAGCAGAGCCAAAAUAUCACAGUUGUCCGAAAAACUGUCUAAUCUAUAGCAUUAGAUUGACGAAGAUCAAGCUGUAAGAGUUUUAUGUUAAUCAUUAGUUUAAAAAAGAAACUUUUGAAAGCAAGAUUAAAAUUCUAGAAGACAGAGCAACCAAAUAAGCUUAAGGAGAUGAUUCAAAGUUCAAGUUGUUGAAGGAACAGCUCUAAAAGGUUGAAGAGGGUGCUUAAAAUGAAAAAAUCAUUAGAGAAGUACUGAUCGUUUAAGAAAUAGGCUGGAGAUGAGAAAUUGAGAUCAAAAGAUUUAAAGGGAUUAGAAGGAUUUUUGAAUAAAGAAUUAUAAUCGGAAAAAAUAAAUAGAAAAGAUUUUGAAGGAAAAAUAAUUAAGAAUACGGACGAUAAGGUUUAUAGCUUAAAAUUGGAUUUGGCUAGAUAGAAGAAAUAUAGAGAGGAAACUGAAGAGAAGAAUGCUUAGGAGAUUGGAGAUCGUAUUUUAUAAUUAUAAGAAGAAGUAGAGGAGGAGAGAAGAUAAAGGUACAUUAUUAAUUAAAUAUUAAAUUAGAGAGUAGUAAAAUCAAAACACAAUAAAGAGAUUGGGUGAUUCUAUCUUAAAAUUGUAAGAGAUCUUGACAACUGAAAAGAAACAAAGAGAAUAAGCCCAAAGCUAAAUGUUCAGAAUGUUAGAUGAAAUGAACCACUAUUUGAAUAGCGAAUUAACUAGUGAAAAGAAUGAAAGAGAAGCAACAGAAGAGAGUUUGAUCAAUUUGAUCGAUCAAACAUGCAACAGAGUUGAAAAUUCAUUGAGAAAAUGAUAUCAUAUAU